Balaenoptera acutorostrata (minke whale) is the source of this 1606-nucleotide messenger RNA. RefSeq names its product VAMP associated protein A (gene VAPA). Bases 256 to 1005 code for a protein of 249 amino acids. Gene Ontology annotation, biological process: neuron projection development. Gene Ontology annotation, molecular function: FFAT motif binding. The record is from RefSeq and is a predicted model, not a curated record. The transcript is spliced from 6 exons. Gene Ontology annotation, cellular component: endoplasmic reticulum membrane; plasma membrane. NCBI's taxonomy places the organism in Eukaryota, Metazoa, Chordata, Mammalia, Artiodactyla, Balaenopteridae.
GUGGGGCGCCGAGGAUCGCAGUGCGCGUGGCCGCGGCGGCUGGUGUGGGGUUGAGUCAGUUGUGAGACCCGGAGCUGCGGACGGGCGGGCGGCCCAGCGAGCCGGCGACAGAGCGGCGGGCGUCGGGUUCGGGAGCCGAGCGCUGGCCCCGCGUCAAGUCGGGCCGAGCCGCGCCGCAGUCGCCGCCGCCGCCGCCGCCCCCCGCCCGCAGCCAGCGACCCGCCGCGGGCGCGCACCCGCUCUGCGCUGUCUCCGAUGGCGUCCGCCUCCGGGGCCAUGGCGAAGCACGAGCAGAUCCUGGUCCUCGACCCGCCCACAGACCUCAAAUUCAAAGGCCCCUUCACAGAUGUAGUCACUACAAAUCUUAAGUUGCGAAAUCCAUCGGAUAGAAAGGUGUGUUUCAAAGUGAAGACUACAGCACCUCGUCGGUACUGUGUGAGGCCCAACAGUGGAAUUAUUGACCCAGGGUUGACUGUGACUGUUUCAGUAAUGCUGCAGCCUUUUGACUAUGACCCCAAUGAGAAGAGUAAACACAAGUUUAUGGUACAGACCAUCUUUGCUCCACCAAACAUUUCAGACAUGGAAGCUGUGUGGAAAGAGGCAAAACCCGAUGAAUUGAUGGAUUCUAAAUUGAGAUGUGUAUUUGAAAUGCCCAAUGAAAAUGAUAAAUUGAACGACAUGGAACCCAGCAAAGCCGUUCCCCUGAACGCUGCGAAGCAGGACGGGCCCGUGCCAAAGCCACACAGUGUUUCCCUCAAUGAUACUGAGACGAGGAAGCUCAUGGAAGAGUGCAAGAGGCUCCAGGGAGAGAUGAUGAAGCUAUCGGAAGAAAACCGACACCUGAGAGAUGAAGGCUUAAGGCUCAGAAAGGUAGCACAUUCGGAUAAACCUGGAUCCACCUCAGCUGCAUCCUUCAGAGAUAAUGUCACCAGUCCUCUUCCUUCACUUCUUGUUGUAAUUGCAGCCAUUUUCAUUGGAUUCUUUCUAGGGAAAUUCAUCUUGUAGAGUGAAGCAUGCAGAGUGCUAUUUCUUUUUUUUUCUCUUGACCAGAAAAAGAUUUGUUUACCUACCAUCUCACUGGUAGUGUGGCCCACGGUGACCAUUCUUUGUGUGUACAGCGUCAUAUAGGCCUCGCCUGUAACAGUCUCACGGUUAGAAACACAGUAAGAGCAGAGUGUUGGGCUCCCGGACAGCGUGAACGUCACCAGACCAUCCCUAGCAGGUGUCAUUGCACAUUCAGUCCUUUAUGAAAUUCAUAAGUAAAGAAUUGUUCUUUCUUUGUGGUUUUAAUAAGAGUUCAAGAAUUGUUCAGAGUCUUGUAAAUGUUAUUUUAAUAAUCCCUUUAAAUUUUAUCUGUUGCUGUUACCUCUUGAAAUAUGAUUUAUUUAGAUUGCUAAUCCCACUCAUUCAGGAAAUGCCAAGAGGUAUUCUGUGGGGAAAUGGUGCCUCUUACAGUGUAAAUUUUCUCCUUUACCUUUGCUAAUAUCAUGGCAGAAUUUUUCUUAUCCCUUGUGAGGCAGUUGUUGACUGAGUUUUUCAUCCUUCCAACCCUGUCCCAUGGUAUUUAACACAAAAAUAAUAAAACUGUUAACAGAUUCUUGCUCGA